Balaenoptera musculus (blue whale) is the source of this 2632-nucleotide messenger RNA. It is a transcript of the gene APLP2, whose product is annotated as amyloid beta precursor like protein 2. The record is from RefSeq and is a predicted model, not a curated record. Lineage: Eukaryota; Metazoa; Chordata; Mammalia; Artiodactyla; Balaenopteridae. Gene Ontology annotation, biological process: axonogenesis; central nervous system development. Gene Ontology annotation, cellular component: membrane. The transcript is spliced from 18 exons. Gene Ontology annotation, molecular function: transition metal ion binding; heparin binding; serine-type endopeptidase inhibitor activity. Bases 94 to 2373 code for a protein of 759 amino acids.
AAGGCUUCAGAUGCUUCUGGGUCGCGGUGGGGUGAGCUUCUGAGUCCGUGUGUGUGAGCUUGAGCGCCGAGCGCUAGAGCGACCCGGCGAGGGAUGGCGGCCACCGGGACCGCGGCCGCCGCGGCCACGGGCAAACUCCUGGUCCUGCUGCUGCUCGGGCUCACGGCGCCCGCCGCGGCUCUGGCCGGCUACAUUGAGGCCCUCGCAGCCAACGCCGGAACAGGGUUUGCUGUUGCUGAGCCUCAGAUUGCAAUGUUUUGUGGAAAGCUAAAUAUGCACGUGAACAUUCAGACUGGGAAAUGGGAACCUGACCCAACAGGCACUCAGAGCUGCUUCGGAACAAAAGAAGAAGUUCUCCAGUACUGUCAGGAGAUGUAUCCAGAACUACAGAUCACAAACGUGAUGGAGGCAAACCAGCCAGUCAGCGUGGACAACUGGUGCCGGAGAGACAAGAAGCAGUGCAAGACUCACAUCGUGAUCCCCUUCAAGUGUCUCGUGGGCGAGUUUGUAAGUGAUGUUCUGCUAGUUCCAGAAAAGUGCCAGUUUUUCCACAAGGAGCGGAUGGAAGUGUGCGAGAAUCACCAGCAUUGGCACACCGUGGUCAAGGAGGCCUGCCUGACUCAGGGAAUGACCUUGUACAGCUAUGGCAUGCUGCUCCCCUGUGGGGUGGACCAGUUCCACGGCACCGAGUAUGUGUGCUGCCCUCAGACAAAGAUUGUUGAAUCUGCUGUGUCAAAAGAAGAGGAGGAGGAGGAGGAGGAGGAGGAGGAAGAUGAAGAGGAAGACUAUGAUAUUUAUAAAAGUGAAUUUCCUACCGAAGCAGAUUUGGAAGACUUCACAGAAGCAGCUGUGGACGAGGAUGAGGAAGAUGAGGAGGAAGUGGUGGAAGAUCGCGAUUACUACUACGACACCUUCAAGGGAGACGACCACAACGAGGAGAGCCCGACCGAGCCCAGCAGCGACGGGACCGCUGCAGAGAAGGAGAUCUCUCACGGCGUCCAAGCUGUCUGCUCCCAGGAGGCGCUGACGGGGCCCUGCCGGGCCGUGAUGCCCCGGUGGUACUUCGACCUCUCCAAGGGGAAGUGCGUGCGCUUUAUAUAUGGCGGCUGCGGCGGCAACAGGAACAAUUUUGAGUCUGAGGAGUAUUGUAUGGCUGUGUGUAAAGUGAUGAUUCCCCCAACUCCACUGCCAACCAAUGAUGUCGACGUGUAUUUCGAGACCUCUGCAGAUGACAAUGAGCAUGCGCGCUUCCAGAAGGCCAAGGAGCAGCUGGAAAUCCGGCACCGAAACCGGAUGGACAGGGUGAAGAAGGAAUGGGAAGAGGCUGAACUUCAAGCCAAGAACCUCCCCAAAGCAGAGAGGCAGACUCUCAUUCAGCACUUCCAAGCCAUGGUGGAGGCCCUGGAGAGGGAAGCGGCCAGUGAGAAGCAGCAGCUGGUGGAGACGCACCUGGCGCGGGUGGAGGCCAUGCUCAACGACCGCCGCCGGGUGGCGCUGGAGAACUACCUGGCCGCCCUGCAGUCCGACCCUCCGCGGCCCCAUCGCAUUCUCCAAGCCUUGCGGCGCUACGUCCGCGCUGAGAACAAAGAUCGCCUCCACACCAUCCGUCAUUACCAGCACGUGCUGGCUGUCGACCCCGAAAAGGCGGCCCAGAUGAAGUCCCAGGUGAUGACACAUCUCCACGUGAUUGAAGAAAGACGGAACCAGAGCCUUUCUCUGCUCUACAAAGUACCUUACGUGGCCCAGGAAAUCCAAGAGGAAAUUGAUGAGCUGCUUCAGGAACAGCGAGCGGACAUGGACCAGUUCACCGCCUCCAUCUCAGAGACCCCCGUGGACGUGCGGGUGAGCUCGGAGGAGAGCGACGAGGUCCUGCCGUUCCGCCCCCUCCAUCCCUUCCCGCCCCUGCCUGAGAACGAAGACACUCAGCCGGAAGUGUAUCACCCAAUGAAAACAGGAUCUGCGCUGGGAGAGCAGGAAGGAGGACUCAUCGGGGCCGAGGAGAAAGUGAUUAACAGUAAGAAGAAAGUGGAUGAAAAUAUGGUUAUUGACGAGACCCUGGACGUGAAGGAAAUGAUUCUCAACGCCGAGAGGGUCGGAGGCCUCGAGGAGGGGCCGGAAUCCGUGGGGCCCCUGCGGGAGGACUUCAGUCUGAGCAGCAGUGCCCUCAUCGGUCUGCUGGUCAUUGCGGUGGCCGUCGCCACGGUCAUCGUCAUCAGCCUGGUGAUGCUGAGGAAGAGGCAGUACGGCACCAUCAGCCACGGGAUCGUGGAGGUCGACCCAAUGCUCACCCCAGAAGAGCGUCACCUGAACAAGAUGCAGAAUCAUGGUUACGAAAACCCAACCUACAAAUACCUGGAGCAGAUGCAGAUUUAAGCAGGCGAAGCACGACACCCGGCUGGAGUCGGGGGGUUGGUGAGGCAGGCAGCAGAUGUCCAGAGGUUUGGAUCUACGACUGACCGACAGUUACUUCCAGAGGAUUUCAUCUUACACUCAGACCUCCUGGAUCUUAAGACUAUAAAGUACUACUGUAGAAUCACAAUUUCCAUUCUUUUUAAAUGGGUGAAAAAAAUGUUAAUAUAACAAUAUAUGAUAUAUAGACCUUAAAUGAAGUGAAAAAAUUAUCUAUUACAGA